This is a messenger RNA of Eutrema salsugineum, 1125 nucleotides long. Its product is annotated as transcription factor bHLH81. Gene Ontology annotation, cellular component: nucleus. Gene Ontology annotation, biological process: regulation of transcription by RNA polymerase II. Gene Ontology annotation, molecular function: protein dimerization activity; RNA polymerase II cis-regulatory region sequence-specific DNA binding; DNA-binding transcription factor activity, RNA polymerase II-specific. NCBI's taxonomy places the organism in Eukaryota, Viridiplantae, Streptophyta, Magnoliopsida, Brassicales, Brassicaceae. The record is from RefSeq and is a predicted model, not a curated record. The coding region runs from base 101 to 907 and encodes 268 amino acids. The transcript has 6 exons.
AACGAAAACAAAACAGAGCAAAAACAAUAAAUAAAAAAGUUUGUGUCGAUUGAAACCAGAGAAAAGCCAAAGAGGGAUUUACUGACUGAGCUUGUCGCAGAUGCAAUCAACAUCCGUUGGUAGUAGCGGCGGCGGAAGCGGCGGAGGAAGUAACAGCGGCGGCGGAGGAGGAGGAGGAGGAGGAGGGGGGCAGGUGAGUCGAAGUGGAUUAUCUCGGAUCCGUUCAGCUCCGGCGACUUGGCUUGAAGCUUUACUUGAGGAAGAUGAAGAAGAAUCUUUAAAACCUACUAAUCUUGGUCUAACUGAGUUACUCACCGGGAACUCGGCCGAUUUACCGACGAGUCGUGGCUCGUUCGAGUUUCCGAUUCCGGUUGGGCAUGGAUUGUACCAAGAAAGUGGGUUUCACCGACAAAACAGUACUCCGGCGGAUUUUCUCAGUGGCUCUGAUGGAUUUAUCCCAAGUUUUGGGAUUCCGGCGAAUUACGAAUACUUAUCACCGAACAUUGAUGUUGUUUCUCCGGGAAGUAAACGGUCUAGAGAAAUGGAAGCGCUCUUCUCUUCUCCUGAGUUUACUUCUCAGAUGAAAGGAGAGCAAAGCAGCGGUCAAGUACCAGGCAUGACGGAUAUGAAUGUGGAUAACGUUAUGGAGGACUCUGUUGCUUUUAGGGUUCGUGCUAAACGUGGUUGUGCAACGCAUCCUCGUAGCAUUGCUGAGAGGGUAAGAAGAACGCGAAUAAGUGAUCGAAUAAGGAAGCUACAAGAGCUUGUUCCUAACAUGGAUAAGCAAACAAACACUGCAGACAUGUUAGAAGAAGCUGUAGAAUACGUGAAGGUUCUUCAAAGGCAGAUCCAGGAGUUAACAGAAGAACAGAAGAAGUGCACUUGCAUGCCUAAGGAAGAACAAUGAGGAGGAAGGAAGCUAUGGAGCGACGGCUAAUCUUGGACUCGUGCUUUCAUUAUUGGAUGCUGUUAUGAGUUGUGCCAGCUAAAUUAUAAGUUGUGUGUUGUUCCUCGCUAUCUAGUUAUACUAUGCUAUCCAAGGGCCAAAAUGUUCCCAUUCCCUUAUCCAUCUUGGUCAGGAACUCUGAUAUACAGUAUCAUGAUAUAAAAACUCGAGCCAGAUAU